Penicillium crustosum is the source of this 993-nucleotide messenger RNA. RefSeq names its product bZIP transcription factor. The annotation marks the transcript as partial. The record is from RefSeq and is a predicted model, not a curated record. The transcript has 2 exons. NCBI's taxonomy places the organism in Eukaryota, Fungi, Ascomycota, Eurotiomycetes, Eurotiales, Aspergillaceae.
UGUCUCGCUGUCCGCGUUUAUUCGGAGCUAACGCUAACUCCGAUCUUGGCAUUCGACCACCUCCCGUCUAAACCUUCUCACUUCUUACCACCUCGUUUCCUCAACUACAGCUUUUUAAAGAUGACUGCCCAAGUUGAUCACCCGCCAGCUCUCGAGCAAACAGCUUCAAGUAAUUCGGGAGACAUGUUGGAUCCCGCGGCUCGAAGACGACUCCAAAAUCGCCUCAAUCAACGUGCGAGCAGAAAAAGAAAGGCGUUAGAGUCUAAAGGCAAACAGAAAACGCCAGAUAGGAAAUGGAUUGUCUAUGUCGAUGAUUCAAACAUCCGAAAAAGAAGCACAUCUACUGAUGGAGCAACAAGCCAUCAAGUUACCCAACCAUCGUCGCCUCUCAAUCAAAAUAAACAAAAUCUAUCUUACCCCAACUCUUCUCGGCACGAUAAGCUUAUGAAUGAACUUUAUGGAAAAGCCAUGCAUAUGAUUGAGAACCCCGUUCUCCCACGCAAUCCCACUUUUUACGACGCCCAGUUCAAUAUAUUUCGCGCUCUGUUAAUCAAUGCCAAUCUCCUGGGCCUCACAUUUGAUCUUCUCAAUGAAGACCUUGCGUCACAGUUCAACCUCGUCGGACCGUUGAUGUCGGCGGUACAUCUCCCAGCAAGCCUGUUUCCAUCUCAGAAACAGAGGAAGAUUAUCCACCAUCCCUGGAUUGAUUUAAUUCCUGUGUUAUCUCUCCGGGAGGCUCUCCUGAUGAGGACAAAUGUAAUUGACGAAGAUGAACUAUGCUGCGACUUUUAUGGAACUUGUGGACCGUCACAAGAAGUAGAAGUCGGGAUUCGCGUUUGGGGCGAAGCUUGGGAUCCAUUUGCUUAUGAGCUCUCGGAGACAAUCAUCAGGAAAUGGAAAUGGAUGGCAACAGAUUGUCCUGACAUAGUCAAAUCUUCUAAUUACUGGAGGAGACAGCGAGGGGAAAAGCCUAUCGUGCUCGAGAUUGAGUGA